Hippocampus comes (tiger tail seahorse) is the source of this 327-nucleotide messenger RNA. Its product is annotated as creatine kinase S-type, mitochondrial-like. The transcript has 3 exons. Gene Ontology annotation, molecular function: creatine kinase activity. The record is from RefSeq and is a predicted model, not a curated record. NCBI's taxonomy places the organism in Eukaryota, Metazoa, Chordata, Actinopteri, Syngnathiformes, Syngnathidae. Gene Ontology annotation, biological process: phosphocreatine biosynthetic process. Gene Ontology annotation, cellular component: mitochondrion. The annotation marks the transcript as partial.
CAAUUGGAGGUUGAAAGCCAGCAUCUGCAUCAUCCACAGGUGGAACAUCUGAUCCAGGAGAGGGGCUGGGAGUUCAUGUGGAACGAACAUCUGGGCUACAUUCUCACUUGUCCCUCCAACCUGGGCACGGGGCUCAGGGCGGGCGUGCACGUGCGCCUUCCCAAACUCAGCAAGGAUCCCCGCUUCUCCAAGAUCUUGGACAACUUGCGUCUGCAGAAAAGGGGUACGGGUGGCGUGGACACGGCGGCCACAGGCGACACCUUUGACAUCUCCAACAAUGAUCGUCUGGGCAAGUCAGAGGUGGAGCUGGUGCAGGUGGUGGUGGAC